AAAAAAACUUUAGACAAUUUAUCAGGAUGUAAAUAUAAGCUUUAUUUGUUUUAUUCUGAUAAUUUUCCACAAACAGACAGGACAGAACUCAAAUGUUCCUGCAAGUUUAAUCUGUUUUUAUUUGAUUUAAACUCCCAAUAACUUUUUAUUACUCGUGUUUUCUUCAUUUAAACCACCUUCAAGCACAUUUUACAGCUGUGGAUGAGUUUUAUUCAGUAGAAAAAGAUGUGAAAGCAGCAGAAUUGAGCUGUUUUCGCAGGAAUGUCUGACUUCAGGAAGCCCUUCCUUCAUGCAGCUGUGACCUCCGUCCGCUGAGGGAUCAAUAAAUAAGUGUGCUGUUGAUUUAAAGCUGCCGUAGGCCUUUAUUAGGGACUAAUCUGCUCCUGAAAAGCUUUUUUCUCCCCGCUGCUUCCGACACUGCGAGCUUCAUCUGCAUCACAACACUUACAGAUUAAACUAAUAGCAUUAGUGGCUCUCACCGGCUCCUUAUUGUCGUUAUUGUUCUGAGUUUGAAUUCUGCAGAACGGCUGUGUUUUUAGAGUGGAAACUCAUUUUCUACUUUGGUAAUUCAGAAGAAAAGGAUGAAGUUUUUUUUUUGUUUUUGUCUCGUUGCUGUCUGCAUCACACACUCCUGCAGCGUGCGCCAUCAGGGAGAAAACAAGUUCAGACGUUUUUUCUUUAUUUAGUCCUUUUAAAAAAGGCAGAGGGUAAAAUAUUCAUUUACUCAGCAGAGCAGCCAAUUAUCAGAGAUUAGCUCGUCAUUCUCAUGGAAAAAGACUCCUCGGUUCUAAUUGGAGGCCCGUCAGAAUCCUCCACUCCCAUUUAAAACCAGCAGAGCCCAGUUUGUGGUCCUGCUGAUCCAGGUCAGGUUUCCUUGCAGCAGCAGAGUGUUUCCUGCUCAUCCAUCAGAGCCCACUGCCAUGGAGGGGACCCUGCCGGCCUUUUACAUCCAACAGAUUCUGGGUUUGGACCAGAAACACGAGACGAGCCGCAAACUCCACCAACCCUGGACAGAACUUGGGUCAGAACAGAACCGAGAAAACCGGUUCUGCUCCAAACAACAGAACUCAGUCAGACCCACAUCCAGCUGGUAUGUUGGGCGAAGACCCCGUACUGCCUUCACCAGCAGACAGGUCAGCACCCUGCAGUCGGUGUUUCAGGUGAACUGUUAUCCAGGUAUCCAGCUGAGGGAGCAGCUGGCGGGACAGCUGGACCUGGACGAGGACCGGAUCCAGAUCUGGUUCCAGAACCGGCGGGCCAAACUGAGACGUUCCCUCAGAGAGACCCGGCUGCAGCUGGUCCAGACGGACCUCAGGGCGAGGGCCGAGGUCGAGGGUCACCUGAAGGUCAAACAGGAAGCGCCAGGUGAGACCGCCCAGCAGCCUGAAGACGAGGAAGAGGAGGAGUGACCCAGAUGAAGGCCUCCCUGUCUGGAGGAUGGUUUUUGUCGAUUUGCUUCAUUUUUUUUCUUCAUUUGUUUUCUGUCUUUUCAAUUCUGGUUUAUAAGACAAUUUAGAAAAAUAAAAAAAGUUUAAUAAAGUUACAGUUUGAUACUUUAAACAUACAGAUUGAGUUCUAUUUCAUUUAUUUUUAGUUAGUUUGUUUUUAGCUGAUUGAAUAUAUUUAUUGUUUUUGAAUAUCAGGAGUUAUUAUUAAAGUAUUAAAUUUUAAUUUCAAAAAGACAUCUGAUUGAAUAAAACUGGCUCCUAAACUGUGUAAUAAGAAUAUUU
Messenger RNA from Austrofundulus limnaeus, 1730 nucleotides. Its product is annotated as homeobox expressed in ES cells 1. Bases 921 to 1409 code for a protein of 162 amino acids. Gene Ontology annotation, biological process: regulation of transcription by RNA polymerase II; forebrain development; pituitary gland development. NCBI's taxonomy places the organism in Eukaryota, Metazoa, Chordata, Actinopteri, Cyprinodontiformes, Rivulidae. Gene Ontology annotation, cellular component: nucleus. Gene Ontology annotation, molecular function: RNA polymerase II cis-regulatory region sequence-specific DNA binding; DNA-binding transcription repressor activity, RNA polymerase II-specific. The record is from RefSeq and is a predicted model, not a curated record. The transcript has 4 exons.